AACGCCUUCGUCACUUCCGGCUUCGGUGACAACACUCGUCAUUUCCGUUUCCAACAUCGCAGGUGAUUAGGUAGAAAACGUUUGGAAAGUGAAACUGUCAAAAGCUGUGAGGACGUUGAUGGGAUGGCCUGAGAAAGACCCCGACGGCGUAUUACGAGUGAAACAAUCUGUGCGGGUGAAGCGAUGGCCUGUGCCCGGGUGCCACUGGAUGAGCAGCAGGUGACAGAGCCUGGCCCUCUGGGGAAAGAGCGCACUCUUCCAGCUCUUCAUCCUGAAAGGCAGGAGGAUCGUUAUUUUGUGCCUUACAAGCCCCCACCAGAAGAUGGCUCUCCUGCUGAGGUGGAGGAAUUUCUGGAACAUGGGAAAUUCAUCACAGAAGACUUGGAGUGGCUGCUUGCACUGCCCCAUGACAAAUUCUGGUGUCAGGUGGUGUUUGAUGAGUCCCUACAAAGAUGUCUAGACUCAUACCUCCAUCACGCUCCUCGUGGCCUCGACCUCACUUCUUUGCCAGCCUCUCCAGCGGUGGCUGACAUGCAGCGAUCUGUGCACCGGGCCGUCUUCUUGACCUUCCUCAGGAUGGCAACGCAUAAAGAAUCCAAGGAUAACUUUAUCACACCAGCCGUGUUUGGAGAAAUUAUCUAUGAGAACUUCCUGUUUGACAUUCCUAAAAUUUUGGAUCUGUGUGUGCUGUUUGGAAAGGGCAACAGCCAACUGCUGCAUAAGAUGAUCGAGAACAUAUUUACCCAGCAGCCAUCCUACUACAGUGACUUGGAUGAGACAGUGCCCACUGUUUUACAGGUUUUUGACACUAUCCUGGAGAAGUGUGGUCUUCAGUGUGAAGGGGCUACCGCAAUGGAGCCUGUGAAGCUGGAUACACACAAACGACCCACUGCAAUGACCAUGAGCCAGCAGCAACUUGUAGAUGUUAUUCUGUACCUGUGUGACUCCACCACCACUGUCCAUGCCUUCUUGGAUAUCUUCCCCUCUGCCUGCUCCAGCUUCCACUCCCAUGGAUUUGUCAGCAGACUGACCUCAUUUUAUGAGACCGCUGUGCCUGAGUUAGAGACAGCAGUUAGGAAAAGAAACUUUGAUGAUAAAAGUUUUCAGGAAGACUUGUGGAAGAGGUUGUCCCACUCCUGUCGCAAGAUGGUGGAGACGACUCACCUGCUGCUGCAUCACACCUGCUUGCAACCAAUUCUGGAGGGAAGAGAAAAUAUGCAAACAUUUGCAGAGGAACUCUUACAGCAUUUCACAUCGUUUUUACCUGAGAAAAGGUUCUUGUCAGACUAUGAUGAGCAGUUCCCGAUCACAGAGGAUGUCAGCCUCCUACAACAGGCCAUCCCUGUCAUUGAUGAGACCAGGACGUCCUACCUUCUCCAGGGGGUGGAAAGUGCCUGGGACAGUGUGGGGCGACGGAAACCAAAGAGCCAGUUUCAGCCCAUGUCCUCCUCGUUUUCAUCAGUCAGACAGGGAGUAGAGGGCGGUUCUCCUAAACGUCGGGAUGCUCGAGAACCAGGGGAUGGAGGCGAGAGCCUAAGGGGAGCGGAGGCUAUGCUGGAUGUUCCUCGAAAAGGAAACAACGUGAGCCUUGGGGGAGCUGUGUGUCCUGUGAGCAGCGCAGAGCUGGAGUCUCUGCUGUCAUGUAUCAAGGACCUGCUGCCUGACCUUGGCGAAGGCUUCCUAUUGGCCUGCCUGCAAGAGUACGGCUACAACUCUGAGCUGGUCAUCAACAACAUCCUGGAGGACCGGCUAGCUCCAAGUCUGGACAAACUGGACCGAGCCAUGCCCAGGCCAGUGAAGGAGGAGCUUCCAAGUGUUCUGUGCAACAGAUCCAACGUGUUUGAUGACGACGAGUUUGACGUCUUCCGCAGGGACCAGGUGGACAUGUCACGCAUCUGGAAGGGCAGGAGGAAAGGUGAAGAUGCCCGAGAGCUGCUGAAUGACAAGCAGCACAUAGCUGAGCAGAAGGCUCGGUACCAGGCGUACCAGACGGUGGUGGAGGAAGUGGUCCUUGAACCUGGUGAAACUGAAGGCGCUUACGGCCUGGACAACUACGACGACGAGUACGACGACACAUAUGACAUGAACCAAGUGGGAGCCAAUGACCUGGAUGGAGACAGUUUACUGAACAGGAGGCCUUUCACAGUCCCACAGGUUCUGAGAAAAAGUAACAAACCAGAGGAUGUGGAGAGUGAAGAUGAGGAGGAGGAACCUCUACAGAGCAAUGUAAACCGCGAUCAGUUUGUGCAGGACCCAGCUGUGCUGAGGGAGAGAGCUGAAGCUAGACGAGCUGCCAUGCAGCAAAGAAAGGGUUUCCGGCCGGAGCGUUCCACCAACGUCGUCGGUCGUCCUAAAGGACAGGGACAGACCACGGAGACACUCCUGGACCGGCGCAAGAAGGAGGCCAACAAGAGUCGCACAUCAAACCACAACAGGCGCACCAUGGCUGACCGCAAGCGGAACAAAGGCAUGAUCCCCUCCUGACCUGGCUCAAAGCGGAUGGGCUGAGCGGGUUCUGGUGCUGGGUCGGGUGUGCUGUAACUUCUGCUUUGGCCUCCAGAUGGUUCGGUCACUGGGCAUUUUCAGUUGUUUGCAGGUUUAUUGACUUUGCACUUGUGUCAUCAGGAGUCGGGCUUUAAUUGAAAUGUGUAAUCCACAACAAGUACUUCUAAUAUGUGAGCCAAAGGACAGUUAAUUCUUUGGCCUAAAUUGGUUUCUACAGCUCAUUAAAAAAAACAAAGUGUGAGCUGAGGGACUGAAGAAGAUAAAACCUAUAUUUUUGCCAAGUAACAAUUUAUUAAGAACCAGCGUGAAACAAUUACAUUUUGACAUCAUUAAAGAAUCAUAACGACAGGAAUAAAAUGGAAAAGACAUCCAGGCUUUUGGAAGGACUGCAGUUCCUCCCUCUGUUGCUGGAAGAACAAUUCUUAUCUGGUGAUAAAGUGGCAGAACUAGCAGGAGACAGAGUAGCUGUGAAAGCUGCUUGCAUGUAAUGGAACAGGUGUGAGUGUGUGAUGACUCACUGACAUCCACAGCAACUAAAAAGAUGCCUAGAAGAUCAGCUCCAAACCUCACGAUGCUGCUGGUUUGGCAGCUGUAAUGAAACCACACGUUGUCACGCACGGAGACUUUCCUAUGCAGAGACCAGAUCUGUCAAAGCGUUUGGUAUUAGUAAAAAGCAUGUGGUUGCUUUUGAAGUUGACCUCGCAAAAAAGUAAAUAAAUAUACGACUUUUUAAAAUCC
Messenger RNA from Betta splendens (Siamese fighting fish), 3243 nucleotides. RefSeq names its product activating signal cointegrator 1 complex subunit 2 (gene ascc2). Gene Ontology annotation, biological process: regulation of DNA-templated transcription. Lineage: Eukaryota; Metazoa; Chordata; Actinopteri; Anabantiformes; Osphronemidae. The transcript has 19 exons. The record is from RefSeq and is a predicted model, not a curated record. Gene Ontology annotation, molecular function: ubiquitin binding. The coding region runs from base 184 to 2484 and encodes 766 amino acids.